Cryptomeria japonica (Japanese cedar) is the source of this 1189-nucleotide messenger RNA. RefSeq lists its product as uncharacterized. The record is from RefSeq and is a predicted model, not a curated record. NCBI's taxonomy places the organism in Eukaryota, Viridiplantae, Streptophyta, Pinopsida, Cupressales, Cupressaceae. The coding region runs from base 164 to 982 and encodes 272 amino acids. The transcript has 2 exons.
UGGCUUUUUAAAAUGGAUUCCUAAGUUGUGACCCUUGAUCUUCCAAUUGUUAUUUCUAGUUUGAUUCUAAUAAAAUUCCAAGCCAUUGAAUGUGUCAUCUUCCAGCUUAUUAAGCCAUCAACAUAUUAGUUGUUAGCUUCAAGUGAAAGCAAGUGAGAGAACAAUGGCAGAAAGUUCAGCAGAGGGAUCGAAACCCCAAUCGGCGGAGCUUCUCGACUCGUCAGACAUGAAGCCCGGGCAACACCUGCAGAUGAAGCCUGGCGCAGCAAUUCUACUCCAAAAUGGCGGCUUCUUCGAUUUUUUGGAAAAUGCCUCUCAAGAAGUGGUUGUGCGCUUCUUCAGGCAGGCCAUAAAGCAAAUCGAGGAAAGCAGACAUAUAAAUGACUAUCACUUUAAACUCAAACCCUCAAAACCCUCGGGUUUUCUCAUCGAUGUCUUCUACGGCGAGAGCCGCGAAGGGCCGGAAAUCGUAGAGCCAGGGUCGUGCAUUUCGUGCAAUGAUUCGGCGCCCCUGUUUCCUAGCCAGGCCGAUUCUGUGUGCGCAGGUGAGUGCGUCCUCAGGGAGUUCAGUGAUCAACCCUUUGUUCAAUGUUCGCUGGAUGCAAAGGCCAGGCCUGGCUUCAUCGUUACCCCUGUUCGCCAUGUCCAAAAAUUGGGGGAUUUGGACGACCAGGAGCUCUUUGCUCUGUGGAGCGUGGGCGUCCGCGCUUUGAAAAGUGAGGGUUUGAAUUUCACCAGCAUGAUUGUUAACCAUGGCAGUUACAGGAAUCUGCCGCACCUGCACCUCAAGAUUUGGGUGGACGAGCGGGAAUUUGGGAGGGCCGUUCUCAGGUGGAGUGAUGAGAAGAAGAAGCUGUUGUCGAUUCUCCAGCGGCUCGCCUCUGCCCUGCCGAAGAAGCGUGCAAUGUGUGCUGUUGUUCAGAAAGGAAGGAAGUGCAGGUUUGGGGAGCGUUGCAGGUGUGUCAUUUUGUAUGGAGAAUAGUCAGAACUUAAAGCGUACUCACCAUCUCAAUAUUAUCAUGGGUUUCAUAGAUUUAAACUUAGCAUGUUGGCAAAUGCUUAGUAACAACUAAUUUGCCUAAGCAAAAAGAUCCUAUGUUAGUUUUCAUUUAACUGUUUUGAAAUGUUUUUUUCAUAUUUUCAAUCUAGAUAUUUAAAUUGUCUUUCUUAUUGUUUACACUAUUAUGGC